UGUUAACGCCUACUGCUAUUAAACACGGCUCCUCAUCUCGUACAAGCGGGUCAAUCUUUUGAAACGAGUUCAUACAUUAGUUCGUCAUACAUAGACAACAAAUAUUGCAUUACCUUUUCCUCUUUUCAUUUAUUUAUUUGCUUUUUUCUUUCAGACAUUCAAGGUCGAUUGUAUUAAUAAACUGCCACCAUGUACGAACUAUACGCCCGUCGCCCGGCGACGUUCGACCAAUGCAAAGACAUCACCGAUCUCUGCCCUGUUGAAGCAACAGUUCUGGGCUAUGUUCCUAACAAAGGCUCCAGCUAUUUCUUCACCAUCUGCUUCGCCGUUCUAUUCCUCUCUGCCGUGGGAAUAGGCAUUUGGAAGCGAACAUGGACGUACGCUGCGACCCUGGGAGCAGGUUUACUGCUUGAGACUGUCGGCUACAUUGGUCGUCUCCAAAUGAACCCCAAUCCUUGGAAGUCAUCGGCCUUCCAGACUCAGAUCUGCUGCAUCAUCAUCGCCCCGACCUUCAUCUGCGCCGCCAUCUACCUCACACUCAAGCACGUCGCCUUGGCUCUCAACCCGGCUCUCUCACGGUUCCACCCUCGCUGGUACCCGAGAGUUUUUCUCCCCGCCGACUUGUCAUGUCUCAUCAUCCAGGCCAUCGGUGGUGGCAUCGCAGCAGCAGCCAAGCGCGACCAGCCCGACCUAGCUACCAACGGUAACAGGACCAUCAUCGCCGGUGUUGUUCUCCAAGUCGUUGUCCUGCUCGCGUUUGGUACCAUGGGAAUCGACUACUACCUUCGCGUGAAGAAGUACAUGCACGGCUCCGACGUUGCCCCUGAGUCACUGCGCGUCUGGCGCGAUAAGAAAUUCCGGCUGUUUGGCUUCGCUGUAACGGUCGCUUACUUUGCCAUUCUUACACGUUGCAUCUACCGAAUUGCAGAGAUGGCUGGUGGUUGGGGUAACCACAUCAUGCAGGAUGAGCCUAGCUUCCUUGUGCUUGAUAGCACUCUUGUUCUUGUGACAGGCUUCUGUUUGACUGCUCUCCACCCUGGUAUCUUCUUCCCCCAGAUGGCGGCUAAUAUGCGACGAAGCAAGACCACCGAGGGUGAGACACCUGCUGAGUCUUCUAAUGAGGAGAGAAAGGUUGAACACUCUCGCAAUGCUUAAAAGUUUAUGGUUGAGAUGUAUCGCAUUAGGAAAUUGAUACAGCCUAUUCAAUAUGGGUUUGUUUGGAACAGGGCGCAGGGUGUUUGUCGCUUGGAAUGACACUAGAA
Molecule: messenger RNA, 1262 nt
Organism: Fusarium graminearum PH-1
Lineage: Eukaryota; Fungi; Ascomycota; Sordariomycetes; Hypocreales; Nectriaceae
Exons: 3
Coding region: 190-1155 (321 amino acids)
Cellular component (GO): plasma membrane; fungal-type vacuole
Source: RefSeq, a predicted model, not a curated record